Sphaeroforma arctica JP610 is the source of this 947-nucleotide messenger RNA. RefSeq lists its product as hypothetical. NCBI's taxonomy places the organism in Eukaryota, Ichthyosporea, Ichthyophonida. The record is from RefSeq and is a predicted model, not a curated record. Gene Ontology annotation, molecular function: methyltransferase activity. The coding region runs from base 72 to 857 and encodes 261 amino acids. Gene Ontology annotation, cellular component: cytoplasm. Gene Ontology annotation, biological process: N-terminal protein amino acid methylation. The transcript has 3 exons.
UAGCAACAAUACAUUUAAAAGGAGUUGAUAGCAUAUAGAGUCGUUAGGUAUCCAUAAGCCUUGAAACAAUAAUGUCUACAGAUAGCACCGUACCCGAUGAGGUCUGGGAUGGCGACCGUCAGCCAAAAGCGGGUGAACUUCCAGAUCCAUCAGAAGGUGUAGAGGCGCUCUGGAAAGCGGCAGACGCAGACGUUGAUGAAAAAACCGGAGAGUUGAACUGGUACAAGAAAGCCAAAGACUACUGGGAGAACAUACCAGCGACCGUAAAUGGAGUGCUGGGCGGGUUUUCACACAUAUCCUCUGUCGAUAUAAAAGGCUCCCAAGACUUCCUAAAACCACUACUAAGCAAACUGGGCAAAUCGGGGAAGAUCUCUGCACUUGAUUGUGGGGCAGGAAUUGGGCGUGUGACGUCCAAAUUAUUACUGCCGAUAUUCGACGUUGUGGAUUUGGUCGAGUUCUGCCAAAAGUUUUUAGAUAAGGCGCGGGCAAAGAUCUCAUCACCCAAAGCGGAACGGUUUAUCUGCUCCAGUUUACAGGACUUCACACCGGAAGACCAACGCUACGAUGUCGUAUGGGUGCAGUGGGUUGUGGGACAUCUCAAAGACGACGAUCUCGUGGCGUUCUUCAAGCGCUGCAAACAAGCGCUCAAACCCAACGGAUACAUAGUGGUCAAGGAGAACAUUACGCGUAAAGGGGAGGGCGACUUCUGGCUGGAUCGGGAAGACAGCAGUAUAGUGCGCAGUUGCGAUGCGUUUGAGGCCGUCUUUGCCCAGGCCGAGCUCAAUGUGACCAGGAAACAGGAGCAGAAAACAUUCCCCAAGGAACUGUUCCCGGUGAUGAUGUGGGCUAUGAAUUAGUAGGGGGAGGUGAAGUAUAGGAAUAAAGAUCACAUAGUAUGCGACAAUGACCAUGGCACGUGCUGUCAAGGAACUGUUCCCGGUGAUGAU